GUUCAACAGGGCUGAAGUGUACGUAUGGGUCACAGUGCUCCGCACGAGUGUACAUAAGAAUUUAACCUACUACAUUCUCUUGUAUAUGACCUGUUUUAGUUAAUUAUGUCAACGAGUGUGCUUAAAAAUGCAUUUAGGACCAGCAAAGGUUGCAGCCUCACAUCUCUCUACAGGAUGUCCUGCAUAAAACCCCAAACAAUUGCUGUUGCUCAAAAAACAUACUUUACAAAAGUGCAAGGGUUGCCAAACAUCGCGCCCUUGGUAAGUUCAGUAGAGGAGACACCUGAGCCCAUCCCCACCACAGUUAAAGGCACCAUCCCAACCUGGAUCCAUGGGAGUCUGCUGCGGAAUGGUCCAGGAAAGUUUGAGUUUGGGAAUCAGCACUAUAACCACUGGUUUGAUGGCAUGGCCAUGAUGCAUCGCUUUCAGAUCGAGGACAGUCAGGUGACUUACAGAAGCCGUUUUUUGCGCAGCGACUCGUAUAAGCAGAACAUUGAGAGGAACCGCAUCAUGGUGUCAGAAUUUGGCACUUUGGCUCUACCUGAUCCCUGCAAGAACUUCUUUCAGCGCUUCCUGUCCAGAUUUGAAAUGAUAAAGCCAACAGACAAUGCCAGUGUUAACUUUGUUAAAUUCAAGGGUGACUAUUACGUCAGCACAGAGACAAACUACAUGCACAGAGUGGAUCCAGAUACUUUGGAGUCCAAACAGAAGGUGGACUGGAGCAAGUUUGUUGCUGUGAACGGUGCUACUGCUCAUCCUCACUUUGAUCCAGACGGCACAGCUUACAACAUGGGCAACUCAUACAGAAACAAAGGGGCUUUCUAUAACAUCGUUAGGGUGCCACCAGAAAGAGACAGCCCAGAAGAUACUCUAGAGGGAGCCAAGAUAUUAUGCUCUAUCGCCCCUCGUGACAAAUCCAAACCCUCAUAUUACCACAGCUUUGGCAUGUCAGAGAACUAUGUAGUGUUCAUCGAGCAGCCCAUUAAGAUGGAUCUGCUUAAGAUAGUGACUGGUAGAAUAAGAGGGAAAUCACUAAAUGAGGGUGUUUUCUGGGAUCCCAACCAGGAAACCGUAUUCCACCUUAUUGACAAACAAACUGGAAAGGAGAUGCCAGUGAAGUACUAUGCCAAGGCCUUGUCCACCUUCCAUCAGAUCAAUGCUUUUGAGCAGGAUGGAUUCCUCAUGCUAGACAUCUGCUGCUCUGAUGACGGACAGGCCAUAAACAACUUCCUCAUCCAGAACCUGCGUCAAUCAGGAGAGGCUUUGGAUGAGAUGUAUAACACCAUGAGCAGGCCGCUUCCCCGCCGUUUUGUGCUGCCUCUCAACAUCACCAGUGAAACCCCACUGGAACAGAACCUCAACACACGGCCUGAUAGCACUGCUACCGCUGUCUGCCGUACCAAAAAUCAGGUAUUUUGCACGUUUGAGGAUCUCCAUGGCGAAGACCUGAAAGACUACGGUGGCUUGGAGUUUCCACAUAUUAACUACGCCAAAUAUAACACCAAACCUUAUAGAUACUACUACGGUUGUGGCUUCCGUCACCUAGUGGGUGACUCCUUAAUUAAGAUGGAUCUGGAAAGCAAAAAGUUCAAGGUAUGGCGCCAGCCUGAUCUCUACCCAUCAGAGCCUGUCUUCAUUCCUUCACCCAAUGCGGAGGAAGAGGAUGAUGGAGUCAUCCUGUCUGUGAUCAUCACACCAGUUAAGGAUAAGAGUACAUUUCUUUUAGUCCUAGAUGCCAAAACAUUUGAAGAGCUGGGAAGAGCCGAAGUGCCUGUCAACAUUCCCUAUGGAUUCCACGGAGUCUUCAACUCCAGUGCAUGAAGCUCUUUGGAUCUCUCUAACAAAAAAACAACAAAUGACAAGUAGCUCUUCUGAAUGUUUCCCACAUCAAUCACCUGCUACUAUUGAAAGCAUGAGACUAGCAGAACAAUGUGUCUGUGAAAUCAGCCCAAAGAGAUCCUUUACCAUAUCAACCUCAUAUUUAAAAAAAAAAAAAAAAUAAUAAUAAUAAUAUAGACUUUAUAAUUACAGUGAAUUCUCUGCAAGAAACUAUAUCUUAACUAGCAUACAACAAAUACUGUAGAGUUAAAUUUAGAAUUAACAACUUAACACUUUUUAGGUUACACAUUACCGAUGUCUAUUCGGUGUUCAGCAACUUGGCCCACCCAGGCAGAGUGAUGUAAUGAGGAGGAAGUAGAAUGGAUACUGUCAUUUCUAAACAGCAGCAGAAAACGCUAAGAAUAAAAAGAUAGGGAGAUCUGCAAACAUUGGGUUUGUUUUUGGCUCCCGCAUUUUGAAGACCUGUCAGAAUGUAAUGCAGGCUUUGCAAGAGGCUGUUAUUUAUGGGAAGAAAAACAGCUUGUUGAAUUCUGUGGGUCAGAAAGAGGAUGGAAAUCGUAAUGUAACACUAAAUUAUGGGUUUUGGUGCUAAACAUUAUGGUGAACCACAGGGAAAAAAAAAGAUUUCUCUAUACAUAUUCUCUUUAUUAUUUUCUAUUCUUUUCAUCUUUUAAGUUGUGGAUUUGUGCAUUGUGUACCACAAUAUGAAACAUUUGCAAUGUUUGCAAUUUAUUUGAUUUGCUCAGUAUAGUAUCAGCUACACAUUGCAUGUUUCAUACAAAGCUUAUUUCUUUUACUUUAAAAACAAAUGUGAACAUACCACUAGAUGUGAAUGUAAACAUGGUUAAUAUUUUCCAUUAGAGAUAUUUUCAGACCUACUUCCUUAAAUGAGAAAACAAGCAUUGAAUGUGAAAAAAAGGUAAACCACAGAAGUGCCAUCAUAACAACAGUUGAUUCUGACAGAAGAUUAUUUUGGUUAAAUGACAAAAAAUAAUCACUAUACAGCAUGUGUGUAAUACUGUAUUAAUUUUCUACCUCUUUGUAAAGGAACCUUUUAAAGAGCUGCUUCUCUUAUGCAUUCUGCCUUUUACAAUUUUUAUAACUGUUUAUUAUACACUGUUUUUUUUUAAUCAUUUUUUAAUUGUAACUUGAUGAUCACAAUGACUGUAAUAAAUAUUUGUGCACACAAUA
Messenger RNA from Labeo rohita (rohu), 3030 nucleotides. It is a transcript of the gene bco2a, whose product is annotated as beta-carotene oxygenase 2a. The transcript is spliced from 13 exons. NCBI's taxonomy places the organism in Eukaryota, Metazoa, Chordata, Actinopteri, Cypriniformes, Cyprinidae. Gene Ontology annotation, biological process: retinal metabolic process; carotene catabolic process. The record is from RefSeq and is a predicted model, not a curated record. Bases 106 to 1821 code for a protein of 571 amino acids. Gene Ontology annotation, cellular component: mitochondrion. Gene Ontology annotation, molecular function: carotenoid dioxygenase activity; beta-carotene 15,15'-dioxygenase activity.